Molecule: messenger RNA, 2443 nt
Organism: Suricata suricatta (meerkat)
Lineage: Eukaryota; Metazoa; Chordata; Mammalia; Carnivora; Herpestidae
Product: protein BHLHb9-like
Exons: 4
Coding region: 670-2319 (549 amino acids)
Source: RefSeq, a predicted model, not a curated record
ACCCGGUCCGUGACAGAGGUGCGCAGCGCCUUGGGACCCCUGGCGAGGAGAGGCUGCGACUGGCUGGCGCGGGCCGGGCCCAGGGCCCAGGGGCUGGCGGGAGAGACUCCCGCAUAUCCACUGGAGGCAUACUGCGCCAGCCACUCCGCAGCCAGCUUUCCAGAUUCCCGCGACCCUCUCUCGACUGUGCUGUGCAGGGGUGUGACUCUUCUCCAGCUAAGGAACUUUUCUCUGGUGGGAAGGACAGAAGUUCCUGAUGACCCCUGCUGUGUGGGCUGGUUGGCAUAGCUGGUAAUCAGGUCUGCCUAUGAAUAGGCUGUAGGGCUUUUUGAUCCUAGAAGCAAGGAAGGAGGAGAAAGUCGCACCAGAUCAGUACAGGUCCAUCUCCAGUGGUGGCUGUAGUGGCCUUGGAGUGGCAGAUCAUCACCUUCAGCAGAUCUGCCAUCAGGAACUAUUAUUUUCCCUCGGGCUGAUUGCCUCUGUCUUCUCUCUGUAUUGUUGACAGAGGCUCUGUGUUUGGAAAGAGGACUGUGUGUCUUCUGAGCUCACCACUAACUCUUGCUACAAAGUUUAUGUCUGACCCAGUGGAAGAGUGUUAAGACUUUGACCGGGACACAUUCAGAACCAAGGCCAAGGUUAUAGUGCUAUCUAUAUAACUGGACUUUAACCAUGACUGGGGCUAAGAAUGAGAAUAGAAACAAAGGCAAAGCUCAAAAACAGGCUAGUGUGCAAGUCAAAGCAAAGAGGGAGACUACUGGUAUAAUCAGACAUGUAGCUAAGACCCAGGACAAAGCAAUUGCCAAGGCAGGAUCUCAAGCUGAUGCAACAGCAGCAAUGAAUGCAAAGUCUAAGAACAGAAGUGUUCCUGAGAUAAAGGAAAGAGCCCUGGCAGAUUUUAGUCCCAAAGCUGAAGAUGAGGUCACCAGAGUAUCUGGGAUUUGUUCUGUGUCUGAGGCUAACGCUGAGUCUGGGUCCACAUGUAAAGACAAGGCUGGUAUUGAUACCUGGUUUUGGUCUGGGGAAGAGGCCAAUAUUGGUUCCUGGUUUUGGAGUGAAGAGGCCAAUAAUUGUUCCACUGCUAAGGAUGAAGGUAAAGCUGGUAUUUAUCCUCCGUCCUGUGCUGAAAAGUUGGAACCUGUUGCUGGGGCCAUUUGCAAAGCUGGGCCAGAGGCUGAGGAGGAAGAGGAAGAAAAUGUUAUUGGGAACUGGUUUUGGGAUGGAGAUGAAACUAGUUUUGACCCUAUUCCUAGACCUGUGAGCAGAAUAGUUAGGCCCCAGCCUGUGGACGAAAUUAAUGAGAAAAAUAGGCCCAAGGACUGGUCUGAGGUAACUAUCUGGCCCAAAGCCCCUGCUGUAACUCCAGCAGUGUUAGGAUUUAGAUCCCAAGUUCCAUUUGAGACAAAGCCUCCUUCAUUUAUUGUCCUGGCCUCAGCUGAGGAAAAUACCCACUCUUUACCUGUGGCAACAACAUGCCCUUCUAGGAGCACUACUUCAUGCUCACAGCCUGUCCCUGAGUACCCGUUUGGUUCUGACCCUUGCAUCCAGACCAUAGAGGAGAUUAGACACCAAAUUAGGAUCAGGGAAGUGAAUGGGAUUAAGCCAUUUGCUUGCCCUUGCAAAAUGGAAUGCUCUAUGGAUUCUGAGGAAUUUGAAAAACUUGUUUCCUUACUUAAGUCAACUACUGAUCCUCUCAUUCAUAAAAUAGCUCAAAUUGCAAUGGGGAUCAUUAAUGUUCAUCCCUUUACCCAGGAGUUUAUUAAUGAGGUGGGUGUAGUGACUCUUAUUGAAAGCUUGCUCAGUUUUCCUUCCUCUGAAAUCAGAAAAAAGGCCAUAAUUACUCUGAAUCCUUCUUCUGGAGGUGAGAGACAACGCAAGGUUGAAUUACACAUUAAGUAUAUGUGUAAAGAAACCAUGUCUUUCCCCUUGGAUUCACCUGGACAGCAAUCUGGAUUAAAGAUACUAGGGCAACUGACCACUGAUUCUGACCAUCACCACAUUGUUGCUAAUUACUUUUCAGAACUUUUCCACUUGCUAUCCCUGGGAAAUCGUAAAACCAGAAAUCUUGUUUUAAAAGUACUUUUGAAUAUGUCUGAAAAUCCAGCUGCAGCCAGAGACAUGAUCAAUACAAAGACAUUAGCAGCAUUAAAACUCAUCUUUAACCAGAAGGAGGCAAAAGCCAAUCUUGUUAGUGCUGUGGCCAUAUUUAUUAACAUAAAGGAGCAUAUCAGAAAGGGCUCAAUUAUAGUUGUUGAUCACAUGAGUUAUAAUACACUGAUGGCCAUUUUCCAUGAAGUUAAAGUAAUUAUUGAAACAAUGUAAAAUGAGCCAGAAAUAAAAGUGAACGCUUUGAACAAUCUUCAGACUCUAAAAGGCUGUCCCUAUAGACCCUUGCAUAAUGUUUUGAUUAUUAGUGUGUACAUAAUAAAUUACAUUUUUAAGAUGA